UGAACAAAUUCCACCAGAUGAAUGGUAUCAAGGUAUUAAUAAAAUAUUAACAUUACCAUCAAUUACAGCGGUCGCCUUCGAUGAUGCACUUAGAACAGAAAUUUUGAAAAGCAAGAUGACUGGAAAAUAUACAGAUAUACCCACCCAACACGUUUCAACUGUUAGCGAGCAACCAUCAAAUACAGUUUCAGCUUUAAUUACCUCCGAAGAAAUAGAUAGAAAAAUUCAAACUGCAGUUGCUUCAUUAGAGAAUCAAAAGAAUGUAAUGGAGGAUAUUUCUAGUCGUCUCUCUAACCACGAAGUAAUUGUCUCCAGCAAGGGAAAAAAGAAUAACUCUUCAAGUAGUGAUGAUAUAGAUGCGAUUACAAAAGGUAUAGCAGAAUUAUCAUUAAAUCUGGUUAAAACUUCAAAAGUUAUCAAGAAAUCUCUACGCAGAUGUUCCAUUUGUAAUAAGGCGGGCCACACCUCCCGUACUUGUCCUAAAAAGAAAAAAAGUAGACAAAAAGCCCGUGUUAACCAUAUCAAUAAAAAUAAUAGUUCAGACUCAGAGAAUGAUUCUUCUGGUAGUGGUUCUGGGUCGGGCUCAAGUUCUGAAGAAUCUGAAGCUGAAUCCGAUCAUAGUUUUGAUGUACACCUUUCUAAAUCAAAAAAAAAGUGA
Messenger RNA from Diversispora eburnea, 658 nucleotides. Lineage: Eukaryota; Fungi; Glomeromycota; Glomeromycetes; Diversisporales; Diversisporaceae. The record is from the annotation of a GenBank genome assembly.